ACAGAAAGCACAUCAACUCUUGUCGGAUCUACGCCAUCUAUAGAUGCAAACUUUGAUUCUGAGCGUCCCCAAAAAAACUCUUUGAUCACCUGCCCUGAGGCUUCCCCAACUAGCAUUUCGAACACAUCCCGCUUGACCAGAGGCUGCGACAAAGACGACAAAUUUGAUAAUCAAUCUCACCCUCUCUCAUUGGCACAGCAGAUUUCUCAGCGUCUGAUCAGCUGUAAGCCCUGGUUGCCGCCAUCGCGUGAUGAAAUCGAGACGGUCUUCACUUAUGUAUGGCUUUCUGCCUGCUGGCGUGCCCCAUGUUUCAGUGAUGUCUCAGAAAAGAAGAGUGUUGUUAAUUACUCUCUACACAAUUAUAUUCUUCAUAGCUUUUAG
Protopolystoma xenopodis is the source of this 381-nucleotide messenger RNA. The record is from the annotation of a GenBank genome assembly. Lineage: Eukaryota; Metazoa; Platyhelminthes; Monogenea; Polystomatidea; Polystomatidae.